UGCAGGCGCUGGAAUAAAGCGAUAACGCUUUAUUGCGCAGCAUCGUCCGUCCAUUGUGCAGACCAAACGUCCAGUAGCGCUGACCUGCCGAGAUGGCUGACAACAGAGAUAAAACUACUGAUCAAAUGAAAACAUGGAAGGAGGCCAGAGGCUCUCAGAGGACGGACAUACUGACCACAGGGGCUGGCCACCCCAUCGGAGACAAGCUGAACCUGCAGACUGCAGGACACAGGGGCCCCCUGUUGGUCCAAGAUGUUGUCUUCACAGAUGAGAUGGCCCACUUUGACCGUGAGCGAAUCCCAGAGAGGGUGGUGCAUGCCAAAGGGGCAGGGGCGUUUGGCUACUUUGAGGUGACUCAUGACAUCAGUCGCUACUGCAAGGCCAGGGUGUUCGAGCACGUCGGCAAGAGUACACCUAUCGCCAUCCGCUUCUCCACUGUGGCUGGUGAAUCAGGAUCAGCCGACACUGUGCGAGACCCCCGGGGCUUCGCAGUCAAGUUUUAUACUGAAGAUGGCAACUGGGACCUGACAGGCAACAACACCCCCAUUUUCUUCAUCAGGGACGCCAUGCUGUUCCCGUCUUUCAUCCACUCCCAGAAGCGCAAUCCCCAAACCCACAUGAAAGACCCCGACAUGGUGUGGGACUUCUGGAGCCUCAGGCCUGAGAGUCUGCAUCAGGUGUCUUUCUUGUUCAGUGAUCGAGGUUUGCCUGACGGCUACCGUCACAUGAACGGCUACGGCUCUCACACCUUCAAACUGGUCAAUGCUGACGGUGAGCGGGUCUACUGCAAGUUCCACUACAAGACCGAUCAAGGAAUAAAGAACCUGACAGUCGAGGAAGCAGAACACCUGGCUUCCACCGACCCAGAUUAUGCCAUUGGAGACUUGUUUAACGCCAUUGCCAACGGCAACUACCCGUCCUGGACCUUCUACAUCCAGGUCAUGACCUUUGAGCAGGCCGAGAAGUUCCAGUUCAACCCCUUCGAUCUUACCAAGGUGUGGUCACAUAAAGAAUACCCUUUGAUCCCCGUGGGCAAAAUGGUGCUGAACAGGAACCCGAGCAACUACUUUGCAGAGGUGGAGCAGCUGGCCUUUGACCCCAGCAACAUGCCCCCGGGCAUCGAGCCGAGCCCCGACAAGAUGCUGCAGGGUCGUCUCUUCUCCUACCCAGAUACACAUCGACACAGGCUGGGUGCCAACUACCUGCAGAUCCCCGUCAACUGCCCCUUCAGAGCCCGCGUGGCCAACUACCAGCGCGAUGGUCCGAUGUGCAUGUCUGACAACCAAGGUGGCGCUCCAAACUACUAUCCCAACAGCUUCAGUGCCCCCGAGACCCAGCCCCGGUUUAUGGAGUCCAAGUUCAAGGUGUCUCCAGAUGUGGCACGUUACAACAGUGCAGAUGAAGAUAAUGUCACACAGGUUCGUGCCUUCUACACCCAGGUGCUGAAUGAGGAGGAGCGCCAAAGACUUUGCCAGAACAUGGCAGGGGCCCUGAAGGGAGCCCAGAUCUUCAUCCAGAAACGCAUAGUCGAGAACUUGAAGGCUGUGCAUCCAGACUAUGGAAACAGGGUCCAGACCCUUCUCGAAAAGUACAAUGAGGAGGCGAAGAAGAAGACAAAUGUGCGUGUUUACAGCCGUGCAGGAGCCUCAGCCAUCACUGCGUCCUCCAAGAUGUGAUGCAUGAGUUUCCAGUGGGGGGGCAACCCCCUCGUCCACUGAAGAGCAGACACCCCAAUGAUCAGCUGCUACUACCAGUAACAAGAUUGAACUUAAGCUUUCCAAUGAUCAUCAGUGAUGAGACUGAAAUUCUAACCUUGUAGUGUGCGUGUUGUGGUCCGUUUAUUUUUAACUCGGACAAUCUAAGUGGUUGAUUUUGGUGGGUUUUUUUUUUUUCAAAUAUUCACAAAGCUAGCCAUGUUCAGGAGGCUAUUGAGCUCUGAUAAAUAAGCCUGCGAGGUUAAUUUGUGUUGAAUGAACUGCAGCUUUGAAAAGAUUCACCAGGAUUUGUUUGUUUUUUACAAAUGAACACAUAUACCACCGCGGUGUCUAAGGUCAACUGAUGCCUGGUUAUGCCAAAAACAUGACUUUGACCACAUGGAGCCUUAAAAGCAAUUUAAAAUAAUUUUAUUUGCAUUUUGAAUAGAAUACAUUGAAUGGAUUGACCUCAAUGUCUGUUAAGUGCUGUGAUGGGUGAUUAUUGUUUCCAAUUCCAAUUCCCCAGGCCAUGUGUGCACCGCCAAGCUGAGAUGAUCCGACCCUUUUGUUGAUGUGAAAAUAAAACCAGCUACAGCUUCAAAACUUCAAAUCAAACCCAAAUGUGUACAAAAAACUAUUGUCACUUCUGACAUAUACUGUGUAAAUCUUGAAUGUGGCUUUGUGUUAGUAAAAUACCUUAAUUUUUUAUGCAGGAUUGAUCGCCUUGUGGCUUUGCUAGUAUUCGCCAAUAUCUUUGGCAGUCAUCAGAUUUGACUGGCUUUUCUUAUGUUUUACUGAACCACCGAUAAUUUGAAUGCAUUACAAACAAUAAUAAUGAAAACAGUAACAGCAAGGGCUACUAUUAUUCAUUUCCUUGUGGAUGUCUCUGUAUCUUAUCAGACAAUUGAUUCAUGAAGAGGAAGUUUGAAGAUGAGCAAAUAUUUUUAGUACAGCUAAACCUUCAUUGUGCCUUUUGUGAACUCAAUAUAUAAAAUCCAGGUUACAUAAACCUUAAACAACAUAUUGUUUUAGACUCACCAGAGCCGCUGUUGUGUUGGUCACUUUCAUCGUGGUAAGAUGCUCGAGAGAUCGUCAACAGGAUGCAAACAAUCAAAUGCAUCACCAUCCAAAAUGAACUGUCGAUGUGACCUGCUGUUGUUGUAUUUGUAACUUCUAAAAUGUUCUUGAUCAUAAUGUAAAUGAUUUUUUUUUUUGAAUAUUCAAGGUGUAAACCUCUUUCAGAUGUUUCUUUAGUGCCUGUAUUUAAUCUGUACUCAAUGCUUAUCGGCAGCUUUCUUUGGUCUUUUCAUUUAAAGCGUGUUUGCAUCUUCAUGCAUCUGAUAACACAGUUUGUGACGAUAAACUGAAAUGCACUCAGGCUGAUUGCACAUUAAAAUAAAAUGCUUUUGUUCAGUUUGA
Scatophagus argus is the source of this 3113-nucleotide messenger RNA. It is a transcript of the gene cat, whose product is annotated as catalase. Gene Ontology annotation, molecular function: catalase activity; heme binding. The record is from RefSeq and is a predicted model, not a curated record. Gene Ontology annotation, biological process: hydrogen peroxide catabolic process; response to hydrogen peroxide. The transcript is spliced from 13 exons. Lineage: Eukaryota; Metazoa; Chordata; Actinopteri; Scatophagidae. Bases 93 to 1676 code for a protein of 527 amino acids. Gene Ontology annotation, cellular component: peroxisome; cytoplasm; mitochondrion.